Molecule: messenger RNA, 1518 nt
Organism: Andrographis paniculata
Lineage: Eukaryota; Viridiplantae; Streptophyta; Magnoliopsida; Lamiales; Acanthaceae
Product: WD-40 repeat-containing protein MSI3-like
Biological process (GO): regulation of gene expression
Cellular component (GO): nucleus
Molecular function (GO): histone binding
Source: RefSeq, a predicted model, not a curated record
GCCUUGGCCAUUAAUUUGGGUGCCCGCCCUUGCCCUUGCCCUUUCGCCUGUUGGGGAGCUGAGCUGAGUUGAGUGUGUGUUUGCGCGCCUGAAAGUGGAAAAGAAAGAGAGAGAGAGAACGAUCUGUUUGUUAUCGGAAUGCAGGGGGAGACGGUGGAGGACGAGUUUUUGGUGUGGAAAAAGAAUACGCCGUUGCUCUACGACCUCGUGAUAUGUCACUCCCUCGAAUGGCCGUCCCUCACCGUCGAGUGGUUGCCCUCGCCGCCUUCCGCCUAUGCAGGAGAUCUCGCCGUCCACAAAUUGAUACUCGGCACCCACACGGCUGAUGGUGUCCCCAAUUAUCUCAUGCUCGCCGACGCCUACCUCCCCUCCGACCCUUCCACCGCCCUUGUAGUCGACCCGGAGCAAUCUGUCAUUCCCAAGGUGGAUAUAGUUCAGAAGAUGAGAGUUGAUGGAGAAGUGAAUAGAGCUCGGUGCAUGUUACAGAACCAAGCUAUAAUUGCAGCCAAGACCAAUGGUAUGGACGUAUAUGUAUUUGACUCUACUAAACAGCCAGAUGAGAAAGGGAAUGCUUGUAAGCCAGACUUGACCUUGAAGGGUCACAACAAAGAAGGAUAUGGUUUGUCAUGGAGUUCUUUUAAAGAAGGCUAUCUCUUGAGUGGCUCACAUGAUUGCAAAAUUUGCUUGUGGGAUGUUUCUGCAAUGCCUCAACAGGAAGUGCUUGAAGCAAAGUGUAUUUAUGAGGGUCAUGAAAAUAUUGUUGAGGAUGUGGCUUGGCACUCAAAGAACGAACACUUGUUCGGCUCAGUGGGAGAUGAUUGCAAACUCAUUAUAUGGGACAUUCGCACGAACAAGUUACAGCACUCGGUUGUUGCGCAUGAAAAGGAGGUGAACUAUUUGUCUUUCAAUCCGUUUAAUGAGUGGAUUUUGGCGACUGCCUCCUCUGAUACAACUGUUGGCCUGUUUGAUAUGCGUAAUCUAAGUUCUCCGGUGCAUGCCCUUGGCAGUCACACGGAAGAGGUGUUCCAAGUAGAGUGGGAUCCUAACCACGAGACUAUAUUGGCAUCUUGCGCUGAUGACAGAAGGUUGAUGGUUUGGGACCUCAAUAGUGUGGGGGAUGAGCAGCUGGAAGGGGAAGCUGAAGAUGGGCCGCCUGAGCUCCUCUUCUCUCAUGGUGGCCACAAGGCGAAGAUUACAGACUUCUCAUGGAACAAGAAUGAUCCAUGGGUCAUAUCCAGUGUAGCAGUGGACAACACGGUACAUGUAUGGCGGAUGGCAGAGAGCAUCUACCAUGAUAGAGAUGAGAUGAGAUGAGGGGGUGGGGUGGGGUGGAUGACAUCUAUGAAGCAGCAGCAGGCUCACUUGAUUCUUGAAUUCAGACUUGUAAUGAUGCAAGGGGCUGCACCUCAUGUCAUGCACGCAUUUUAUUGCCCCUUAGAAACUUUCUCGGUGGUUUGUUAGUUAGUAUGCAUACCUGAAUUCAGAAAAUAUAUUGAAGUCAUAUUCUGUUGGUGUGAA